Messenger RNA from Nematocida minor, 870 nucleotides. Its product is annotated as lysophosphatidiate acyltransferase. Bases 1 to 870 code for a protein of 289 amino acids. NCBI's taxonomy places the organism in Eukaryota, Fungi, Microsporidia. The transcript has a single exon. The record is from RefSeq and is a predicted model, not a curated record. Gene Ontology annotation, cellular component: endomembrane system. Gene Ontology annotation, molecular function: acyltransferase activity.
AUGUCUGGAAUAUAUGGGAUUCAUGCACUGCACAAGUCUGUGCUGUCCUUUUUCCUUGGGAUUUUUCUUCUUCUCCUCCUCGUGAUAGAGAUAGUCACCUUUCCUGUGGCCGUUAUGAACAGAAGGCUGACAAUCCGAAUAAUGAACUGGUACAACAAGACGUUCACGCGUGCCUGCAUAUACAUACUGAAAAUAGGGAACAAAACCGCAGUGGAGAUGGUUGAUCUGCAGAACAACCCCGUGUCCAUGGAUUUCAACAACUCUUCGUCUGUUUUGAUCAUUAGCAACCACAUAUGCGCCCUGGACACAAUACUCCUGGGAAUGGUCUCUAACUCCCUGGGGAAGAAUGCGCGGUUUAUAGCAAAGGAUGGGCUGAAGUGGCUUCCCAUACUCGGAUGGGGCAUGUACCUGUCAGACUAUUUAUUUAUCAAGAGAAUAUGGAGGAUAGACUCAGAAAGAAUCAAAAAAUGGUGCUUCAGCCAAAAAACAGCGAUCUCUCUGAUCAUAUACCCUGAAGGCACGCGAUACACUGAGGCCAAAAGAGACAGAUCAGCGCGGUAUUCACGGGAUAAUAAUUUGCCUGUUUUCACAAAUGUUUUGUACCCGAGAAUAAAAGGGUACAAUCUGUGCAUGUCUUCUCUGCAAAACCCGCCAUUUACCUCGCUUCUCAACGUGACUAUAGUUUACUUGGUGAACGGGAAACUGCACACGCCCCCAUCGAUAAUAUCCUGUCUUACAAAGAGGCUUCCUGGGGUGUUCAGGAUCGUAAUAGAAAAAGAAGAUAUCGUUAAAGAAGCAAAGAAUGAGAAAUACCUGAUACAGAAGUUCCAGGAGAAAGACAAAAUAAUCGAGAGAUACAAAACAAAAUAG